AUGCCCGGCACUUGCAGAAUAAUGCAUUCACCAUCAGAAUUAGAACAUGAGUCCAGUCGAAUACCUAUCUCUCAUCAAAAGAUUGAUUUUAAUAAUGAACCCCACGAAAUUAAAAUUUUGGUAAAUAAACUUAUUCGUGAGUUUGCCGAUGUUCGAACUACAAAACGAUUAGAUCUUUUAUGGAAUCCUUCAGUCAAUACUAGGGCUAAAACCAUCUCACGUCCACAAAAUUGUUUUAUACUCUUUCGUAAAGAUAUAACUGCCGAAUAUAAUCCACAAAAUAAUAAUAAUAGUGAAAAGAGAGUUGGUAAAAACGUUUCAAACUUGUUGAAAAUCACGAAGGAAAGAUGGGCAGCAAUUAAAAAAUUUAAUCAGCAUGAAUACCAAUUCUGGGAAAAAUUAACAGAAAUAGCAAAUUUGAAGCACAAAUUACGUUAUCCGAAUUAUAAAUAUAUUCCGAUUAGGAAUAAAAUCAAAAAAUGUAAAAAAUGUAGAUCAAAUAACAAUCAGGUGACUAAUGAUAAUGGAUCCAGCAAAAAUAUUGACAAUAACAGUCAAAAUAAUUCAACAUUCUCUUUACCUAUCGAACCCCUUUCAGAUAGUUUUCUUAUAUCCAGUUUUGCACCUUAUUACUUAUUACAUGGAUAUAGACAAAAUAUUAUGGUGCCUGUUCAAUUCACCCACAAUCCUUACAUAAACUACCAAUAUUAUCAACCUCAUAUAUUAAAUAGUUUAAUUGACCCUAUAUUAAAUAAUUAUUAA
Molecule: messenger RNA, 762 nt
Organism: Dentiscutata erythropus
Lineage: Eukaryota; Fungi; Glomeromycota; Glomeromycetes; Diversisporales; Gigasporaceae
Source: the annotation of a GenBank genome assembly